Messenger RNA from Dipodomys spectabilis (banner-tailed kangaroo rat), 2045 nucleotides. RefSeq names its product annexin A4 (gene Anxa4). The record is from RefSeq and is a predicted model, not a curated record. Lineage: Eukaryota; Metazoa; Chordata; Mammalia; Rodentia; Heteromyidae. Gene Ontology annotation, cellular component: cytoplasm. The coding region runs from base 137 to 1102 and encodes 321 amino acids. Gene Ontology annotation, molecular function: calcium ion binding; calcium-dependent phospholipid binding. The transcript has 13 exons.
CCACCCCGCAGGGAGGCGGGCCCGCCCGGGAUAAGUUCAGCCGAGGUGGGAUCUCCGCAGCCGCUGAGGACGACCGCAGUCCCGACUCGGCACGAAGAGAGAAGCUCCUGUCAGGUGACUGGCUCUGAUCUUCACCAUGGCCAUGGCAACCAAAGGAGGUACCAUCAAGGCUGCUUCAGGAUUCAGUGCCACCGAGGAUGCCCAGGCCCUGAGGAAGGCCAUGAAAGGACUUGGCACCGAUGAGGACGCCAUUAUCAGAGUCCUGGCCUACCGCAACACUGCCCAGCGCCAGGAAAUCAGGACAGCCUACAAGACCACUAUCGGCAGGGAUCUGAUGGAUGACUUGAAGUCGGAACUGAGUGGCAACUUCGAGCAGGUGAUCAUAGGCAUGAUGACGCCCACCCUGCUCUAUGACGUGCAGGAGCUGAAAAGAGCCAUGAAGGGAGCUGGCACGGAUGAGGGUUGCCUGAUUGAAAUCCUGGCCUCCCGGACCCCAGAGGAGAUUCGACUUAUUAACCAGACCUACCAGCAGCAAUACGGACGGAGCCUUGAAGAUGACAUCCGCUCUGACACAUCGUUCAUGUUCCAGCGGGUGCUAGUGUCUCUGUCAGCUGGUGGCAGGGAUGGAGGGAAUUACCUGAAUGAUGAUCUCAUGAGACAGGAUGCCCAGGAACUAUAUGAGGCUGGAGAGAAGAAAUGGGGGACAGAUGAGGUGAAAUUUCUAACCAUACUCUGUUCUAGAAAUCGCAACCAUCUCUUGCAUGUGUUUGAUGAAUACAAGAGAAUAUCACAGAAGGAUAUUGAACAGAGCAUUAAAUCUGAAACAUCUGGUAGCUUUGAAGAUGCUCUGCUGGCUAUAGUAAAGUGUAUGAGGAAUAAGCCUGCAUACUUUGCUGAGAGGCUUUAUAAAUCUAUGAAGGGCUUGGGCACGGAUGAUAGCACCCUCAUCAGAGUGAUGGUUUCCCGUGCAGAGAUUGACAUGCUGGACAUCCGGGCAAAUUUCAAGAGGCUCUAUGGAAAGUCUCUGUACUCUUUCAUCAAGGGUGACACCUCAGGAGACUACAGGAAAGUCCUGCUCAUUCUCUGCGGAGGAGAUGAUUAGAAUAAAAUCCCAUGACUGGAGGAUUCUCAACACUGAUUGCUUUUUUAACUUCAUUUUUCUACACUGCUAUUAGCGUUAUCUCAGGAUGCUUAUUUCCAAUUACAACGCCUACAGUUGCCUCCCAGGGUAUAGACUGUAUCAUUAUUAUCUAUAAUUAGUCAUUUCGAUGCUUUAAAGCUGUACUUGCGUUUCAAAGCUUGUAAGACCUAAGUGAAGAGUUAAAAUUGGAGCUUAAAAUAUGCUCCAUGUUUCUAAGGUUAUUCCUUGUGUUUCACAGAGAUUGAAUGUGUUGUUUUAUGUGUUUUGCUAGUUGGAAAAACAAAACAAAACAACAACAAAAACCUUAAAAUGGAAGAUUGUCUUGCAAUCACUUUUUUUUUCCUAACCCUACUUUCAGAAUGGCUGGUAAUUUCUUCAUUUGAAAUUGUGAGCACCUAAUUAGUAAGAUACCCACCCAUUUCAUGUAGACACACACUGAAAGGAUCUACACUUCUCUUUUUGGUUUUGUCUAUAGCAUUAGUUGACGUUUUAUUCUGUAUCAUGGGAGAAUUCAACUUCUUCUGUGUUGAGAUUUUUCUCCCAAAUCACCAACACAUGUAAGCAAACUAAAUUUGAAAUGUAGUUAUACAGAUCAUAUAUGUUUAGGUGUCAAACAUAAAUGCUAACAUUCCACAAUAUUAGGGUUAGUGUCUUACUCUAGCUUAAGAGUGAGUGGGGAAAAAAUCUUUGAAUGAGAUAAUUCUGGUAACACUGUAAUGAUCUGAAUUUAGCUUGGUUUAAAAUGUUUGUGAUAAAUGUAAUUUUAGAAAUCUUUUUUAAUUUUGUUGAUUUGUAGUAAUUUGCAUUGUGCUUUUCCACCUUACUAUCACUGUAUUGGAUUUAAUUGAAAAAUUUGGUUUGAUACAACAUGGAAACAUUUAAUAAAAAUGAUUAUUUUAAAUGA